Molecule: messenger RNA, 32593 nt
Organism: Podarcis lilfordi (Lilford's wall lizard)
Lineage: Eukaryota; Metazoa; Chordata; Lepidosauria; Squamata; Lacertidae
Source: the annotation of a GenBank genome assembly
AUGGAAAUUGAGACGGCUGCUAAAAGGGUAUUUCUUAUAACAGAUUCCUGCUAUGUUUCAUGAGCUGAUACAAUUACUGUAAUUAUUUAUUCAUUUGUUCAUUUAUGUGGCUACCACCUUAGAUACCAGAAGCCUUUCAUAUGCACUCCUUUUAUGUCCGUUUCAUUUACAUCAGGGGUGGGGAUCCUUUUGGCCUGGCCAGCCAGAUUUUUAGCUUCUCUACCCUCAUCAGCUGGGUUCAGGCAUGCUGGCUUGAGUUCAGGCACACUCAAACCCUACACAAAGCAUGAUUGAAUCCCCUGUGCAACUGUGUUUACCUCCCCCACACCUGAUUGCAUAUAUAUGAUUGUAGCAUGAGGCAGGUGGCCAGGGUUUCUGAAAAACAGCCCCAUAGGCCAAAUGGGAAGGCCCAAGUUUGGCCUACAAACUGGAGGUUCCCCACUACAUCCUGUAGUUCCCUGUCAGAAUGGCUUAUGCUGGGCUUCCAGGCCUUUCCACACAUUGUCCAUUCUAGCUUUUAUACAGCAGAGGGGCCAGGGGAAAGCAUGAUGGUAAUAGUUUGAGAAUCUCAAAUGCAAGUUGCAGAUGCCUUUGUUAACAUGAAUGAAGUGAAGGCUUAUUAUUUAUCAAAAUCUCAACUGCUUUCUUCAGGAAAGCAGUGCAGAAUUGUGUGAGUUUUCUUCACUAUACUGUACUGAAAACAAUGGCUUACAGCUAAUUUAGACCCAUUGAUUUAAGUGGAUCUACUCUGAUUGGGUUGUGUCCAAUCAAGCUCUAGUCUGCUUAAGGGUUCUUUGAAACCUAUUCUCUCUUAAAGAAAACACAGUUACCUAGUCUAUCCACUUAGGUUAAUUGGCUCUCAGCUCCUAAUUCAAUGAAUUUAUUUGUUCUUGGUUCAAGUUCUUUUGCUGAAAAUUUGUAGAUACAUGGAUAAUUUUUUUAACAGCUUAAGGAAGAGUGCUGUGUUACUUCAAAGCUUACAUUCUGCACCAUGAAUAUGAAUUCACAUCAGUUGAUUGGAUGUUGUUGUAAAACCUGUUUGUAAGUAGUUGCAAACUGGUACAAAGUUUUUUACUUGUUUUGUUUUUGUUUUCUAAACCUCAAAACUUGAACAGUGGCAGAUCCUGAAAAAAACAAGGAAACGAAAAUAUGCUGCAAGGAGGAGAAAAAGACAUACAAAAAUUAGUGCCCUAUUAAUUUCAUCGAGAGAGCUUAACAUGUGUUUAAAUAUUUUCUGCUGGAAAGUGCUUGACUGGCUAGAUCACGUUCAUGAUGUUUGGAAAGACACUUACUCUCACAAUAGGUUUUAAUGGGGAAUCACAGCAGUUCUGCUCUACCAUAAUUGUAAAUACUGCCUAGUAAAAAAUAAAUUAGUACCUGCAUUUAAUAAAGGGAGGACAUACUUAAAUACCUUUCAGCAAAGGAAUUUAUUCCAGCUAAUAUUAAGCCAAAUCAUACUGCUUUCAGUUUUUCUUGAAUAAUUGUGGCCUGAUGUUGUAGUUUAACUUCAUAGCCUUGUUAAGUAAGUGUACCUCUCUCAACUUUUAGGAAGAAACCACAGCUGUCAUCCAUGGUGUUGCCACUGUAGUUACUACUUCCAUACCCACAGUAGAUGAAAAUGUAAACAUCAAAGCUCUUUUAGAAUGUGCACUGAUAUUAAAUGGUAUGUAUUUCAGUUGAUCUCAGCAUACUAGGAUCUUUGGUAUAUUGAUAGUGCUAAACAUCCUUUGUGUGAACAAGCAAAUAUUUAAAACAAAAGGAAUGCCACUUCUGGGAGUGGAAGUAAUUUAAACCUACUGACUUAUGGCUUUCUUCAUACAAUUGCAUGUACCUUGAACAUUUAAAACCCAUCUUUUCUUUAGCUAUUAUUGUUUCUUUAUGGCAUAUUUUGAAAACCACAUUACAUGUCAUAUAACCACUUAUCUCAUAACAGAUUCACUGGUUUGCAUAGCAACAAAGUAAUAAUAUAAAAUGUUGGUGUAAAUAUUGUAUCUGUUGAUAUGUUUAUAGCUUAGCAAGUGGGUGUAAGUGCUUUACAAGCUUCAAGUACUCUUGAUGUGGGUUUCAGACUGUAAAAUGACUGGAAUGAACUUACUGAAACAAAACUAUAACCUUGGUCAUACCACAAAUUCAUCCAAAGCUAGUUCUUAAACCUAAGUGUGGUCCAUCCCCUGUUUAGUCAUACGCACCUCAUAGGAACCACUGUAUUUCUUGCCUAACCUGGAAUGAGAGUACACUGUGGUGGGAGAGCGGAGGGUCUCCCCUUUGCCCGUACUAUCAUCCCGACCAGAAUGGUCCCUCCCCCAUAAUCCAUUCACCAUAGAGCGCGCCUACUGGGACCAAUAUAAGCUUUUAUGCCACUGCAAAUAUGAGGCACCUACCUCCCCUGAUUCUCAGUGGGACCACAGGAGAAAUAGUUAAAGCCACCCAGACUAUGGACCCAAUCCAAUUUGGGUCCCCUGGUUUACCUGUUUGUUUGUGGUUAACUGUGCUCCUAAGGUCACAUUAAAUUUUCCUAAGAAAUUUAAAUGACAAAGAUAGAGUUACUGAGUCUGGCAGUAAAACAAUUUUUUCAAAAGACAGCUGUCUUGUGACUGGCAUUUUGGACAGCAAGAUAAGAAAAUCAGCUUUGAGUUAUGUUUCUUGAAGCAUUUUAAGAUUGCUAGCGGUCUCUUUUUGACACAUAAAUUUAAUUGUGCUUGCUAUGAUUUUGUUGCAGGCAUUCUUUACACAUUACCUGACUCUGAAAAAUCUCUGCUGGGAGCCAUCCAGUGCCUAUGUGAGCGAUGGUGGGAGAAGGGACUUCAAAGAAAAGAAGUGUUUGGGAAAAGUGCUCUCAUCAUGCUUCUGAAAAAGAGUCUUGAAAAGAAAAUUGUUGUGGUAUGCUUUAAUUAAUGAGUUAAGUCAUGUUUAUAUACACUGGGGGCUGCCACCCCUGCUCGCUCCACUUGCCGUCCCCAGCUACUCACACCACACUUCCCUGCCCCCUUGAAGUACCUUCAGACCCAAACAUGCCCCCUAAGAUGCAUGCCAAUGUUUAAUUUAACCUUUCACUAUGUCCAUGCUAAAGCUUCAGGAUAGCUUCCCCACUCUGUAUGUCAGGGCUAUCCAGAAACAGCUUUACCCUUCUGCCCAUUCUUCCAGGCUACUCAAGAGAAGAUCAUACUUUAAUAGGCUGCAUUAAUCCAGAUCACCUAUCUCAGCUGGAAAUGGGUAGGAUGGAUCAGUGUUGGGUGGCCUUUGCAAGCCUUCCCACUCUCCCCCUGUCACUGCUGCCAUAGAGAGCCAGAGAAGUAUGGUUGUAUAUUUCCUCCCAUCUCCUGCAGGAACCAGUAGCAGUGAUGGGGACAGCGGAAAGGCUUGCAAAGCCUGUCCCACACUGAUCCAUAUGCCCACACUUACUUCCUACUCACCUGAGGCUGCUUGUCUACUGAAACAACUCCCCAGCAACCAUCUACUAGGUUCCCACUUUGUUCCUCCUUGGCCUCUGACACUGCUGAAACUAAAAGAGUGAUGUCAGUGUCGGGUGCAUGGCAACAGGAAAGUAGGGCAGUAGCUGAGGACCUGUCCUGGCUGUUCUUUUGCAGCUUGUCUGGGCCUCCCACUACCCAUGCCAUUUGCUCACUUGCUCAUCUGCCUGCCUGUUUUUCUUUCCCACAUUUCAGUUUGUGUGGCCACCAGUACACGACCAUGUGAACUGCAGCAUGGCAACAUUUUUUGCAACAUCUUGCAAAAAUAUUAGAGAGUAAGAAACUUGUAAUUAAUUUGUGCUUGAGCUAAUUGAUACUGUAAACUCCAGUACUUUGGUGCAUAUCGCAUGACUGAAAGAUAUCUCUCACCUCAUAAUCCUCACACACAAAUGCAAUUGUGAUCUUCCCUAGGGUGUGGAUAUAGUCCGUCUAUGGCAUCUUCACCGGGCUUUACUGUGUUUUGAUUAUGACUCGGAGGAGAGUAAUGAAGUGAAAGAUUUGUUACUCCGGUGCUUUAUGAGUAUUGGCCAUAUUAAAAAAGAAGAGGUAAGUGUGCUUUUUCUAAAUAUAUCUUCUCACUGUUUUAAAAUUAUUGGGUGAUAAGUUGAUGCCUACAAAAAAUAAAACAAGUCUUAGGGAGGGGGAGCAUAGAAUUUAUAUUUCUCACAAGGUAUGUAUGUUCAGCAACCUGAUGAAUGCAGGAUAUCUACUUGCCUUCUACCUCAUUCUUUGAAGAAAAUAGUUAAGACCUUGUUUUGAUUUGCGGGGGGUGGGGUGGAUUCUUUUGCUUGUUUGGCUACAGAUGUACUGGGUUUUGGAAGGGUUUUUCUGGUCAAAAAUACUGGAGAAGUGGACCUGUCACCCUCCAUAUGUUAUUGGCCUCCAGCUCCCAUCAGCUGAUGGCUAAAGUCCAAAACCAUCUGGAGGGCUGCAGGUUUCUUACCCCAGGAUUACUUAUGCUGUGUGUGGGUUUUGUUGCUUUUAAAGAACUUGGUUUCAAUUGUGUGUUAUGCUGCUGUAAUAUAUUAAGUAUUUUGUUAGCUGACUUGAAUACAUGUUGUGCAGUGCAAUCCCAUCAAUGAUUACUCAGAAGUUGUCUUCUUUUCAAAGAAUCUUGCUGUCAGGAAAGUGAGAAUGUAGUAUAUUAUAGCCGUAAACCCUAUGAAUGUCAUAUUACUUAGUUGUGAAUAUUAAAAAGCCCAUUUGGCUAUUUGUGAAGUUGCCUUGCCUAACGUCUCUUUCAGGGGAGAAGAUUCCUGAGUUUUCUUUUCACAUGGAACGUGAACUUCAUUAAAAUGAUACAUGGGACUGUUAAAAAUCAGCUGUUGUGUUUUCCUAGGUAUGUUGAACUGAAGGCACUUGCUACCACUUUGUUUUAUGCUUGUGGUCAUGGCCAUACCCAAUACCCCAAAAUGUGUAUAGGUAGAUAAUAUAGUGGGGCCAUAAAACUAUUAGGGAAAAUACAUUCAUAUCCUAAGACAUCAUUAUAUAUAAGUGCCAGGCAAAAACUAUCUUCUCUAACCAGACCUUUGCCUAUCUAUGGCCUUUUAGAAGGGGGUGGGAUGUUUUAAAUGUAUGUCUCUGUUUGCUCUCUGUUUUAAUGUAUCUAUGUGGGCUUUUUUGUUCAUUUAAUGAUUGUAUAUUGUUCUGGGUUGCGCUGGGCAAGAUAAAGAUAAGAAUAAGAAUAAUAAGGAUUCAGUUUCUUAUAGAAUAUCUGCCUCUGUCCAUUACAAGAAGGUUUCAGAACCCUUUGCCUGUUGUAGCUUAUUAGCAUGGCCAGAUUAGGGCUGAGUGAAUUGUGGAGGUAAUAAAUGCCUCUUGAAGCUAUGUUCUCAACAGUUAUUUUGUGAGGUCUGUUCUAAAGGAACCAUCACUUGAACCAACUGAUCUUGGUUGUGCAGUCUUGACUCAGAGUGCAUGGUGACAUUGUGACAACUUAACUCAAAAUAGUUACUAGCCCUAGACUGUUUCCUAAUCUUAAUUAUAUCUUCAUUUACUAAUGUAGGUCCCUGAUGACACACAUUGCUGAGGUUUAUUUCAGAGCCUGGAAGAAGGCUUCAGGGAAUGUACUGGAGGUAUAUUGUUUCAAAGUUGCUACUUGUCUUUGCUCUUAAAUGUGUUGGCACUCUAAAUCUUGAAGCCAGUGUAGGUAGAGGCAACCAGAUUGUGUACAUAUCACAACCACAAGCAAGCGAGGUGAAAGGCCACCUUUACUUAGCAGAAAGAUCCGUUGUAAAUAAGAGCACUGAUACUGACAUAUCCAAGAGGUGUAUGGAUCUUCUAUGCUAAAUACAGUGGUACCUCAGGUUAGAGACGCUUCAGGUUACCGACUCCGCUAACCCAGAAAUAGUACCUCGAGUUAAGGACUUUGCUUCAGGAUGAAAACAGAAAUUGCAUGGUGGCGGUGCGGCGGCAGCGGGAGGCCCCAUUAGCUAAAGUGGUACCUCAGGUUAAGAACAGUUUCAGGUUAAGAAUGGACCUCCGGAACGAAUUAAGUUCUUAACCUGAGGUACCACUGUAGUCUUUCUUUGUGGGGGAACAGUUAUUUUCAGGAGGACUAAUACAGCAUUCAUUAUCUUCACUAGACAAUUCACGUGAAGACUCAGUGGCCUAAGCUCUAUUUGCAUUAGCUCCAUUCACAGGCAGCUGGCAGUUGGAUGGCACUACUUCUGCAGGGAGCAAGACACUGGGAAACUAGGCUCUUGUCAAUACAGCUCAAGAUGCCAAACCACAAUAGCAUUAAACAAUUAUAACAAAAAAAUAGGCCAUCAGAAUAAAAAUACAGAAAAUAUAAGCCGCCAAUUAAAAAACAGCUUGAUCAAACAGCCUCCAGCAAUUUGAAACAAUUCAGUAAGUAGGAGAGAUUAAAAACCACUUUUGAUUCCCAAAGCCUUCCUGUAAAGAACGUUUUGGCAACCUGACUGAAAACUGUUAAAUUGAGGUCCAGGCAAGCCUCCCAUAGGAGCGAGUGCCAGAGUGCAGGUGCAGCCACAAGAAAGUCACUCUGCUUGGUCCCUACUAAAUGUACUUCUGGAUCUAGGACACAUAGGAUGGUCUCUGUUGAAGAUCUUGGUAGGCAGUUGGUCCUGUGCAGGAGAAAGCAUGUCCUUCAGAUAUACUGGCCUCAAACUGUAAUGGGUUUUGAAGACAACACAGGCAUUUAGAAUUUGGCUCAGAGACAAGUUAGAAGUCAAGUGCAGUUGCUUCAAUAACUUAGCCCUAAUUUUUCACAUUGAUGAGGAUGUGUAUUUGUUCUUAUUUUAGGUGAUUGAACAUACUUGCAUUCAGGAUUUCAUGCAUCAUGCAAUUCACCUCCCCAGGAACUCUCCAUUAAACUCUAAAGUGCGAGAGGUGCGUUGAUGUUCAUGUUUUCAGAAUUCCUAUCUUUUCCCUUUCCACACUUUUGCCUUGCAGGGUGAUCCCCCAGAACACAUAUUGUUCUCUCCUGAAGCUGUUCACAGCAAGAGAACACUUUAGAAAAACUUCUCCAGCAUUGAGGAACCCAGUAAUUAACAAUAAUAUUUGUUUUGUGCGUUUAUAUUCUGCCUUUCCUAGAAGGAGCUCAAGGCAGCAUGCAUAGUUCUACCCUCUCAUACUCACAACAUCCAUGUAAAGUAGAUUAGGCAUAGAGAGCUCUUGAUUCACAAAUGAUUAUACACUGGUUUAUAAGCCAUGGGAUGAUGGUGCAAAUCCUCCUGUUGCAACUGGCCUAUUACUUGCUGAGCCUCAUGGCUGAGUGAGAAUUUGAAUCUAGGUUUCCCCAGUCCUAGUCUAGCCCUCUGACCCAGAGCUUUCCAAACGGUGUGUCACAACACAAUAGUGUGUCAGCUGCAGUGUGCAGGUGUGUCACGCAAAUGCUCCUCCUGGGGCUGGAAAGGGGUUAGUUAAACUCUGGUUUGCUAGUAAAACUGCAUUACUGUGUUGCAAAAUGAUGCAUGUUUAAAAAGUGUGUCACCACUCUGCUCUAAUCAUACAAUAACAAAUGAUUUAAUUUGAAAAGUAUCUGUUCCAGUUGUUAUUGUGUGUCACAAAAGUUUGACUCUCAGCAUUGUUACUUUUUCUGAAACCUCAGUUUAACCUUAACCAGACUACUCUGGGGGUGGUGAAUAGGAUCCAGUUGGCAGGCCAGAUCCUGAACUUGCCCACUCUUGGAUGGGCCCUUUUUGAUGGGUACAUGGGGCUGCCCACUAGUACAUCACCUGCCAUCACUAUGAUGGGAGGCAGGGUUGCUCCUAAAUGAGCAUUUAAUUCCUAUUGGGUACAGUACAUACAAAUAGUUGUGUGGUUCUUUUGCUCUAUCAGUAGCUAAUUGAAAUGUCUACACUCUUCAUUCUUUCCAAUAUUCAUGAGUAUCAUGUGGUCAAAGCAUCUUCAUAAGGAGAACACUUUUUAAGCAUAGCAUAUAACAUUGGUAACCAAUGGUGCUCUCCAAAUGUUGGAGUCCUAUCACUUCCAACUAGUAUGACCAGUGGUCAAGGAUGAUAGGAAUUGUAGUCCUGCAUCUGGAGGGCAUCACACUGGCUAUCCCUAGCAUAUAAGGUCAUCUAUGGUUGUCUGCUUACACAAACCACAGGAAUUCUUAUUUUUGCAAAAGCUAAUCACUGGAUAAAAGGAGUUGUAUUUCUCAAAUAGCCCAUGAAAUGAAAUGACUAACUUCCUGCAUCCUUUGCAUUUAUUUUCAUUUUGUCAGUUGCUGAUCUAUUUCCACAAACAAAACAAAUGUCGCCAGGGAGUUGAAGAAGUUGUUUAUAGACUUUAUCAACCAAUUCUUUGGAGAGCAUUGAAGGUAAUUGUUUAAAAUGUUACCUAUCAUCUUUGCGGAUAUUUUUACAUCAAGAUUGUUGAAAAGGAGUUGAAAAAUAAUUGGACCUUUUUUAAGGUAGCUUCCAAUAUUCUUCUGUGUUGUACGUCACCACUAGCCAAGCCUAGUCAAGCAUCGAUCUGACAAAAUAGAUAGUGCAUACUCUCUUCUGUGCCAAGUACCACUACAAAGCUGCUCUCGGUUAAGAAGGGGGUCUUCCUGUAAAAAAAGGUUUCAACUUGUUUUGCAUAGGGUGGCACUCCCCUUCAUGAAGUGGAGAUCCUCCAGAAUCUGGCUUUGCUUCUGAGUUUGAGUAUAAUUUUAUUUUUGCUUUGUGAGUCACCCAGAUAACUUUUGUUUUGGUGUGGCUGUAUGAAAGUCGUAAGAAAGCAAAUAAUAAAUAAAAUAUAAAGUUAAUGAAGAAGAAGAGGAGGAAGAAGAAGUUCAGAUAAUGGCUGUGGAUGGGUUUGCUUUUGCCCAGGUCCAGCUGAUGCACCUUUUUACUUUUUUACAAGAGUAUAUGAUGGCUUUUACCUUGACGUGGAACCACAGAGAGCUCUGCUUCUGAAGAACUAGCUCUUUGCACGUAUUUGUUAAGCACUAUUGUGCUGAUAAAUGCGCCAUCAGGUGCCUGCUAGCUUAGAAGCAGCUAGCUUAUUUAGCCCUAAUAAGUAAGAUCCCUUGCCUGCUGCUGUGUGGAAAGGGAAGAAAAGUCUAGUGUAGUUGCCAUUUACUUAAAGGUCUGAAACGGAAUUAUAUUUUUAUAAUCUCAUUGAGUGGAGAAAAUUGAGGUAAAAUGGAAGCAAAAGCUUCUGAACAGCUUGUCCUGGCUGUGUUGGAGGCAGGUUGGAAAUAAGCCCGAGGCUUUCGUAGGCUCAUUCUUCUAAGGUUAAACUAUUGUUUAUAGUUGAAUUCAAAUGGGACCAUUAACACUGCUGCGGGUUCACACCUUAAACUCACUGUGCACCCUUGCUUUUAACACAGGACAAUGAUUUAGGCAUUAAGGAUUUGCUUUGUCCAUGGUUUAUAUAACUAUCAUUUACUUGACUAUUUUCCUGCUUUGUAACAGGCCAGAAACUCGGAAGUCCGAUCAAAUGCAGCAUUGCUAUUUGUUGAUGCAUUUCCAAUUCUUGAUCCAUCUUUUAAUAAAGAAGAUAUGGAAAACGAAAUCCAAAGGCAAUUUGAUGAGCUCUUUGUAAGUCUACUGUGUGUUUCUCUCCCCACCCUCCAUCAAGCUAGUUUUAUUUAAGGUUAGCAAAAAGUAAGGAAAUCCAUUUUGCUGGAAAAUUGGAGACAUCAGUGCUUUUUUAUUUUUACAAGUAGCUGUCUUGCUUUAUUUUGAACUUUUCAGCAUCAUAAUUACAAAGCAACCUAAAAGUAAAAACUGUGAAAACAUAGAUUCUUAUUAGGCUAGAUGAUAUGUCACUAUGAGAAUAGAGAAAGCCGAUUGCUUCUCUCUUCCUCUUCCCUUCAAUACUAAAAUAUAAUGUUAUUGUAUAAAUGUACAUACACAUUUAUUUGGAUCAUUGGCUCCCACAGAAACUUAAAUACUGUAAGAUUAAAAUAUACAUUGGUAAUGAACAUUUUAGAACAAGAAAUCACUGUAUUGAUGAAGACAUACUUUAAAGCCCAUAUAGGUGGAAAAUAUAGACAUGGAAGAACUCACUUAAGUGUUGCAUUUCUGAAAAUAUCUAAGGCAUCAUCCCUUGAUAAGGUCUCCUUCACAAACUGUCAAAUGUGAGCUGUCCAGCUACACAGAAAACUGGAUGGAAAUUGUGACUUAAUAUUCUUUAUUUCCCCCCUGUUUCUAGACUCUCUUAGGAGAUCCUCAACCUCUAGUCCGCUCAACAGGUGUGCUUGGUGUUAGUAAAAUAGCAUUCAAAUAUUGGGAGAUGAUUCCUGCAAAUGUGCUUGCUGAUCUCUUAAAAACUCUAAUUGAAGAUCUUUCUUUUGAUGCAACUUCAGCUGAUGUUAGAUGCUCUGUUUUUAAAGUAAGUGCCUUCACAACAAAAUGAAGUGUCUCUUCUUUUAGUGAUUAGUUUCUCCUUGGCUUGGUUCAAAUGUCACUUAGCACAGGUAAGCAUGACUAUGAUUUAAAGGUGAACACAUAGUGUGCUAGUGCACAAGGCUAAACUCACAGAUACUUGGUUUCUCUCCUUGCUGCUCCCAGAAACUAAGGCAUGGUUAGCAUUAGAGUUGCAUCCAAAUCCAGGCCUGCAAUUUCUUCUCCAAACUCAGAGGAGCAGGUUCUUAGCUUGGGGGUACUGCUUGAUUGACAUUGUCACUGCAGACAGGCCCAUGUGGCCUCAGUGGUAGCCAUUCCUGGAUCAGGAAUGACUUAGCCACAGUAACCCGUGUUCUCGUAACCUUACUUUUAGACCAUUUUAAUGUGCUCUACUUAGAACUACUUGUGAAGACAGUUAUUUGGGACAGAUGGAGGUUUUUGGGGUCAUUUUUGUUUGUUUUGUUGCUGUACUUUAGUGAUGGAUCGAUAUAAUUCUUUCCUAAAUGUUACAGCUGCAUAAUUUUAAUGUGCCAUUGAAUUUUUGUGGUUUUCAUUUGUGUUUCAUUGUGUCCAGGGAUCUUUCAAUGCAGGAUAGUUUAAAAAUUGAUUACGCACACUGUUUUGCUUUCAUUUUGCUUGCUGAAAAGGUUGGCUUUUCUCAAUGCGCAACUCAGAAAUGCGUUGAGUGGUUUUGGAGCGAUCUCUUCUUUUGUGGGCAAUUUGAUGCAAGGCACUGCCACUGAGCAGUGUGUAAAGGGGAGAUUGUGGGCAGGUUUGAAUUUCCUCUCGGAGCUCCCCCGCUCCACCUACCCCCACAACACACACUGCUCAGCUAUGUGGAGGAAGGCAGCUUGGCAGCCAGGAAAAAGUGGCCUGGGAAAAGGCAGGGCCCAGAGGAGAGGCUGCUGGGCUGAAGAGCAGGCUACAAGACAGUAGUUCCCAAGCUCUGCUUUAUAGCCAAUGCUAUUCCCUUUUAAAAAUAAGCUUUGAAAUAGUUGGCAUGCAAAGAUCAUGCUGCUGAUUAGUGAUGAGCUUGUUAAAACAGGGUACUUCUGAUUGGAAUGAGAACACAAUCUUAAUAACUAGAACAAUGCUGUAAUAGUAAAGUUCUCUAGAGCAGAAAUGUUUGCUAACCUAAUCAUACCUUAAAUUGGAAUAAAAACAUCAAUAGAUGUACCAAACCUUUUAAAUGCUUCUAUUCUGCAUAAAUAUAUUUGCUGUCUUUGUUCCAGUUCAGCAGCACAUCCCUAGAAGGAAUAUUAAUAGGACAAUUUUUAUAUGCACAACAUAUACCACUUUGCAUUUAAAUGGCAUGUUUUAAUAAAAUGUGUUUCCUUGCUUUUUGUCAUUCUCCAGAGCCAGUUCUCUAAGCUGCAUGUGGUUAGCAAUUAGAAUAGUUUCAGUUCUGUAUUCCCUGCUUUCUUGUGAUAACCUUUUAUUGGUCUUUUUCUUUUCUCUCUUGCAGUGCUUGCCUAUAAUUUUGGACAACGUACUAACCCACCCAUUAUUGGAACAGCUCCUGCCAGCCCUGAAAUACAAUCUCCAUGACAAUUCGGAGAAAGUUAGAGUGGCUUUCGUUGAUAUGUUGCUGAAAAUUAAGUCUGUCAAGGCUGCUAAGGUAGGAUAAAUUAGGUUUGCUAGGCUGCAGACAGGCUGCAUAGAACUAGGCAAUUUAUUCUGAAAGAUGUACAUUCAUCAGUACUGCAACAAUCCUAAAAGAAUAGGGGUGCAGGUAACCUAUUAACACUUCACUCCAAACUAUUUACUAUUGUUGUAUUUUAAACUAAUCAGUGCCUUUGCUGGUUUCUUUUUUGCAGUUUUUCUGGCAAUUAUCUUGAUUGUAUGUCCAGCAGUUGUAUUCUGUUAUUUCCUGAUUAUUUUUAAACAUAAGUUACAAAUUAUUGGUACUUUGUAGCUGCAAAAAUAAACUGCCCCUAAUUGGAAAAGAUGUGAGAACUCAACUGGGCACUAACUGGAUACCAAGAGCUGGGAUGUUGCUGAAUUGUUUAGGAAGAAAUAGAACCAGGAGGGACAACUGUAUUCCAACAGCUUUUAGGAAAUAUGAAGAUAUUAGUUUAGAAUCAAAUCGGAUCAGAAGAUCUAUGGUCAAUAAUAUCAUUGUAUGUCUGUGAUCUUUUGAGUUCUUUAUUUAUUCCUAUGUUGUUUACAAUAAAACUAAUAGACGCCUCUGGGGGUGGGGACUUAGAAAAGUACUUUAUUUCUAUUGUGUCUGCACCAGCAGCUCUUUCGUUGGUUUUUUUGGGGUGUGCAUUUGCUGGAAUAUACAUAUGAUGAUGAGGACUUGGAUUUUUAUAAGGGGAAAAAAGGACAAUUCUUGCUCGUACUGAUAAACUUACACUGAUAUUUGAAAAAAGGAGAGUUUAUUUUUCAGGCACACGUUGCUAUGCAUACUUAUAAGUAAUGGUUAAGCAAUGUGCCAUUUGAUUCCCUUCCCCACUUGCAAGAUUCCAAAAUUACAAAGUUUUCACAUUUAUAAGGCUGUAUAAUACACUGGAUUGAUGCAAUUUAUAUACUUUUAAUUAUUAUUUUAACAGUAUCAUAUAUAAUAAUAUUUCAUUUUCAGUUGAUCUAUUUGAAUUCAUUAAAUUUCUUUGAACCUGCUAAUCAUUAUAAAGUUAAUGCUCAAUUUAUAACUCUGUAUAAACUCAGUGCUGGGUUCCAUAUACUGUAGUUUUCUUGCUUUUUCAAUAUUGUUAGUUUUAUAAUCCAAAUUUUCCUUAUCAUUCUAUUUACUCAGGCCACACAUUAUAAUAUACAAUGCUGCUUCUUGAUAGAAGGUGGCAUAUUUUACAUAAUUCAGUAAGCAGAGUAAAGGGUCUGUCGAUGUGUCAUUUGAAAGCUGGCCAUGUUCCUUACAAGUAUGUUCAGAUGUUAGUACCUUUUUAAAGCACUGCUGACCACUGCUACUUGCUCUUUAUGUGUGGCAAGAUCAGGAAUGAGCCUUGAGCUCUUCCUUUCUGCUCUUACCUCUGGUCAGGGAAGUGAAUGCAAUUAUUUGCAAGCUCUCCUGACCCUAGAUAUGGAACCUGUUUCUGCUUUAGCAUCCAUAGUCUUGCUUAGAUAAAUGGAGUCUCUUUGUUGGCACUUCUGCACCUGUGGGAGGAAGAACAGGCCCAUGGCCCAUUCCUAACAGUGCUGAGAAGAGGGAAGAGAGAAGAGAGAAAAGGGAAGAAAUAUCCAAAUAGCUGUUCAGCUGUGAUACAGGUUUCCCAAUUUCAACCUGCUGCAAAAAAGCAUUUUCAUACUCAUGCAAGUGCAUUGAGACCAGCGUGUGUACAAUAACUGCAUGAAUAAGAUCUUCUGCUCCCUGCUCUGUUUUUAACCCCAAAUAGUGUGUCUGGAACUGCCACAAUAAAGAUGUGGCAUUCUGUUCCCAGAAGCCUUAUCUAAACUCCAUAGAUUGGAUGCAGACAGAGGUAGAUAACAAGGUGUGAUACAGGACAAGGACAUGUUGGAAGAGGGAUAGUUGAUUUUAACAUUGUCUUUUUACAUUGUUGGAGCCUGCAUAGGUUUGUGGGAACAAUUUAUAACCUUUAUGGUAAAGGACGGGUAAGAAAUAAUAAUAGUAUUGACUAGCAGACAUGCUGAAAGGUUGAGGCUGUGAUGAUCCAGGGGGGGAUUUGUAAAGGAAUGUUUUGAAUAGAGAUUUUAGAAAAAGCAUCAUGUAAAAAAAGGCAAAAUGGGAUUAUUAGAUAAUGUAAUCAUGAUAACUUUUUUUCUUCCUCUUCCUCACCUCCAUACUGCCCUGCUCCAAAUUCCUCACAAAUCAGUUCUGGAAAAUCUGUCCUAUAGAGCAUCUCUUAACUCGCCUUGAGAUUGAUUCACGGCCUGUGUCCCGGCGCAUAGUAAAUCUCCUGUUCAGCUCUUUCAUGCCCAUCGAUCAACCAGAAGAAGUGUGGUGUGAGCGCUGUGUCACACUAAUCCAAAUGAACCCUGCAGCGGCUAGAAAGUUCUACCAGUAUGCUUAUGAGUACACCAGCCCAACCAACAUAGGUAAAGUUCUGGAGAGCUAAUGGCUUGGUUUAUAAUAAAGAAUCUAUGAGCAAAAGUAUUGUGUAGUAGCUCUUACUGUAAAUGCUCGUAGACCAGUAGCUGCUUCUGAAAAUUCUGUGCCAAAUUAUAAAUGCCGGGAAGGGGAAGAGAGAGAGAGAGAGACCUAUAUGGGGUUUUUAUUCUUAUUGCUACCUUUUAUAUGCAUGCAUUAUGUAUCUACUUGGCUUAUUUAUUUUUAAAUGGAGAUCGUACUUAACUCCCUCCUCAGUGCAUAGCCAUUGAGUGAUACAGGGUGUUAACUUCAGCCACAUUUAAAUAAUUUAUUUUUAUUUUAUAUUAAAAUAUAUAGCCAUGAAGAUGCUCAAGGCCAUUUACAAAUCAAUUAAAAACACUAGCAAGAAAUAGAAUGAAUAAAAUAUUAAGCUCUAAGCAGCACCGUGUUUUAUCAUUAAACUGUUUUUAUUUUUAUAUUUUGUUUACAUUGAAGACUUUAAAUGUUUAAAUUUACUCUUUUUUUGAAUGUAAGUAAUGAUUCGGUUGACUGCUUUGCUGCCCACUACUUUAAAUUGUUCCUGUUUCACACUAUCUUUCACAAUUGCACACUUUGUUCUUUAAUUUUAGCUAAAUUGAUGCUUACCAUUCAGAGCUGUUUGAACGCCUGUAUCCGGCAGGGAUUAAAAGCAUCUGACAGCGAUGAUGAAGACAGUGAGAAAGAGAACAUGAGUGUAAGAAUGCAACACAAAGUUUCUAAGAUAAAAAUGCUAAUUAGGAGAAUAAGAAGUGGUCUAUGUACUUGGCUCAGUAUUGUCUACAAUGACCAGUAGUGGCUUUCCAUGGUUUCAGACAGCAUGUUCCCAGCCAGGAAUUGUACUCGGGACCUGAGCCUUUCUUCUGUCUUGCUCUUUGGGGCAAAAUAUAGAGGACAACUGUUCACUGUUUCACCUACCAAGAGUGUUCUUUGGUGCUUGUUGUGGGAUGUGAUGUUCCCCAGUUGCAGUACAGCUGCUAAACCAAGGUUUGGCUUAGUGUGUUGUCCAAACCUAGAAGACUGGUUAGUAGGACAGACCAGAAAGGAGCAAAGCAGCUGCAAGUUCCUAUCUAGGAGCCAGCACACUCUGUCCUAGUAGGCUAUGUUAGCUUUACUGUGGAACUAGGCCUGUGUGAGGUGUGUUUACUCUGUACCAUAUUGAUUAUUACUGGGAUUGUCAGCACCUGAACCAGAUUUAAACUAUAAUUUCGUUCUAGCAGCUAAAUUUCUGGCAGCUAAAUUGCUAACCCAUAAACAGCUACAAUGUUUGUAUAUUCAUCUAGGCCAGUGGUGGCCAAACUUGGCCCUCCAGAUGUCUUGGGACUACAACUCCUAUCACCCCUAGCUAACAACCAGUGGUCAGGGAUGAUGGGAAUUGUAGUCCCAAAACAUCUGGAGGGCUGAGUUUGGCCACCACUGGUCUAGGCAUUUUCUAAAGUAAAAAAUAAAUUCAUAAGAAGUAUUACUUGGGGCUGGGAGCUGCCCAGAGUGGCUGGGGAAACCCAGCCAAAUGGACGGGGUAUAAAUUAUAUUAUUAUUAUUAUUUAUUUUUAUUUUUAUUAAUAUUAUUAUUACUGUGUUUUCUUUAGGCUUUCUUUUGCAGUCUCUGGAAAGGCUUGCUUUGAAAUGCUGGUUUCCCUUGCUCUACCUGCCCCCGCAUUCCUUUUUCAGGGUCCUCAUCUUGUUUCUGUAUCUCUAGCUUCUAUCAAUGCCUACCAGCCCUGAUGCCUAUGUUCCCCUACCACUGUUGGUGGCAGUAUGCAUCUGAAUGUCAGUCGCUGGGGAUCACAAAUUUGGAGAGAACUGUUACUCUCAGGUCUUGCUUUUGGUAUUCCCAUAUGCAUCUGGUUGGCCAUUGUGAGAACAGAAAGCUGAACUAGAUAGGCCAUUGGCAGGAUCCAAUGGGUUCUUCUUAUGUUCUGUGUUGCGUUUGGGAAUUCUAAAGCAAUAAAAUCUAGAUUCUAGGAUGUUAGUUUUCAAUGGGUAUUAUUACAUGAUCUAAGAAAAAAACAGUUAAUGUUCAUUUCCCCCUUGAUUCCUGGAACACUGGCCCUCUCAGAUAAUAGCAAACUUCUAAAAUUGCUUUCUUUCUAAAAUUCCUGACAGCAUCCGUUGUAUUAUCAUACACAUGAGUUCAAGAAGGCCCAUUCCAUUUUUUUAAAGCCUAUAAGCCUAAUUUGAGAUGCACUGUGCAAGAGAAAUUGCAUAAUAAUCCUCACUUGUUUACAUUUCAGGUGCCACAUAAUGUGUUGUCAGUUGAUGACAUACCUUCCAUGGCAGGCUUACUUGAAAUAAUUGUAAUUCUGUGGAGAAGCAUUCAAAAACCACUUAAUCACAACGAAGGAGCCAAAAACCAUAUUGUCCGAAAAUUUGCUUCUGUGCUAUCUGAAUAUUUAAAAGUAUUUAAGGUAAGUUCUCCUGUGAGGUACACUUAAAAUUCCUAUAGAUGUAUUAGAUGCAAAGGUUUCAUUCUGUUGGUGGAAAGGGUACAAUUGCAAACAGAACAGCCCCCUUGAACUCCAACUCACAGUAAUACUUACCUCACAAGCUUUAUUCUGUGGCCCCUUGUCCCUCACCAGGUAUAGGGGAAAGAAUGCAAAGGUAUUAAAAACAGAAAGAAGGAACUUGCUUGGGUUUUUGUGUAGAGGGAAUACAGUAGGAAUAAGAGAAUUCUGUGAAGUACAAGACAAUCAGUUCAUCAUCAUCGUAAUAAUUAUUAUUACUAUUAUGAAUUACAUUUGUAUACCACCCUUCAUCCAGGGAUCCUAGGGUGGUUCAUAACAGAUCAUUAGAUUGAAGAACUGCAGUACAUGCAUCCAACAUCCUGUAGAUAAGAGAAAGGGUUAGAAGUUUUGCAGAUGUGUUGUUAUUGGUCUGCCUCUGUAUUUGCUCUAACUUUAAGACAUUAAAUCAUAACGUUGCUGUAACUUUAAAUGCAUGGAUGCUCUUUCCAUAUAUAUAUAUAUAUGUGUGUGUGUGUGUAUAUAUAUAUAUAUAUAUAUAUAUAUAUAUAUAUUCAUAUGGAAUGUUUGUCAUUCAUAGAUCUCAAUGAUCAGAGAUUCUUUUUAUUCAGCGCUGUUCAAAACUGUAAAAAAUGCACUGGGAAGUACAACAGUAAACAUAUGCAAGCCAAGUGUACGUAAGAUCUAACAGUAUUGCUAGUCUAUAUUUGUAGCACAGUCUAGGCAGACCAAACUUGUGGCAAUCAAGUAUACAAGAUGUAUCAAUAUGAAUCAGACUUAAUAAUUCUUGACCUGACUUUUUGAGAAUCUUAAUGAAUAAGGAACUUGCUGUGAAAAUGGAGGGGCACCAUUUGGUUCUCUUUGUAAGUGGCCUUGUUUACCAAAUGUUUAGAAAUUCCUUAUUAGACUGUUCUUUGUUUCAACCUAGGAUGAUCGUUGUGUGUCACCAAUAAUUGUCCUUGCAUCUUUCAUGACUCCUGCUGCUAUUCCUACAUUCAGGUAUUUAUGUAUUUACUUAUAGUUCCAAAUGUGGAUAGAAACUUUUCCUGUCAACUGUGUGCCAUGCAGAUUUGAUUCUAGUAAGGAUAUUUCGAUCCAUAGGCAUGUUGAAAAGUUGUGUAGGCUUUUGAGGUAACUUUAUGUACUUAAAUGGCUAACGUGCCGUGUUUGCAUUUGUUUCUAGUUGUGGUGUGGUCUCUAAACUGAAGAAUCUGGAAAAUGGUGCCACUGAAAACAAUUACUCUUCCCUUCUUGACUGUCUGUGUCGUUGGGGGAAAGUGGGACACAUUCUUGAAUUAAUCUGUGAUUGGAUAACUGCUGAACCAGUUGGAAGAGAGGUGUGUUAAAAGUCUGGCUUUGAAACUUGGCAGAGCAAAGAGUAUAUUGUUAAUGUAAUGUUUGAAAUACUGUACUGUGUCAAAAAAGAAAAUAAUAAAAAUUAUACUUAAAAAAAAGUUGGGCUUUGAAUCGUUGCCUUAUGCGCCUUUUGUAGAUGGAUCGUUGCUUUAGUUAACAUUUUAAAAUGAUAUCUUUCUACUGUUUAAAUAUAAAGGAGCUCUUUUCUCUUUGUAUUUAGAGUAAUGGCACUUCUGAACGGCGAGUACGUAUCCAGGAGACACAUGAGUCGAAACCAGAAUUGGCGCUUGAUUAUAUGGAGUAUUUGCUGACUCAUUACAUGAAUCGGGAAUGUCUCCUGUCACUCCCCAAAGAGAAGCUGGACCAUCUUUUGAAAGCUCUUGAAGCUGCAAAGGUUAGAUUUCACUCUUCCACAGUAUUGUAUGGCAAUCUGAAUUAAUGCCAGCAAGUAACAUAUAAGGUUUUCUGCUGUUAUCUGCCUUGUGGAUAUCUUUCUCUGCUCCAUAAUCAUCCAGUAAACCUUUGAAGCAACUUAUUCCAACAAAAUGUAGCUUUCAUAUGUUGCCUAAGAGUUUAUCUUUUAUUGUGGGUCAAAUUGAUGUAAAAAUCUUCAUCUCUGUUCAGAAUGCAUACAUAGUGUUAUCAGGCUAUGUCAGUUCAGAUUAGCAUUGCUUGAUAAUAUUGGCCAAAGAUUCCCAAAAGAUAAAUGAUAUAUGAUAAUUGUACUUCUGUUAUUCUAUAUUUGCUCCAACCUGGAACCUUUGCAUUUGCAAGGAGCAGCAGGAUUGUGCAGAUUACUUAAUACAGCAACUACCAUGAGAAAGACCUUGACUACAGUGAUGUGUCUGUAUUUCCUCACAGGCACAAGCCUUUUUUGUCUCUUAUUGUGCAAGCUCUGUAAUAAAAUGGAACAGUUUGAACAGGAUGAUGCAAUGCAUGCUAAUAUAUGCUUGCUGGAGUGACACUUAAACUAGGUUAAAGUAGGCAAUGUGGCAAUAUGCCAGAUGGGCGAUACUGGCUGUUUACUUCAGGUGUAUGGAUUAACAUUUUAUUUGAGGGUGAGCAUACAGUGCAUCAUCAGAAUUGGGUAGCUAGGUUGCCUAGUGUAAUUUUCUCAAUAGAAUGAACAAUUAGCCUCUUUUGUAUUGGUUUAUGGUUCAUGUUGUCAGUUCUGGGGAUCGUUCUAGCUUCACACUAUUUUGCUUAUGUGUGUGAUGGCCAGGAAUGUAACCCCCACAUAAGAUGUGAAUUACCUGUACUCGUAAAUAGCCUCCACUCCUCAAAAUCUCUUGUUUUCUUCCUAAGUAUGAAUUUUACAUUUCAGGAUGUUCUAGGCUCUUCUAGUAGAGGAUCUGAUGCAAGGCCUCCCUUUUACCCUGCAACUGCACUGAGAGCCUUCAGUCUGUAUUGCAGAUUAAAUAUACAUCUUCAAUAUAAGGUACUGUCAUGUCAAGAGUUGCUCUGCGUUUGAGCAGCAAUAGCUCUCAGAAUCUGAAUAUAUUAUAUCACAUAUUUGUGUGCUUCUGUUUUCAUCUUAACAGUUUGCCUCUGAAGGGCAGGAGUACCUGUCAGCUUUGGAGAAAGCAGGAGCUUGGAUAGAAAGUAGCAUUCUGCCUGCUUUUGAAAUAGAUGAACAGGAAGGCAACAUAGAGCAGCCCAGUGAAACCUCUCAGCUGGUGGUUCAGGUAAAAUGUAUGUGCAUGUUGUGGGGUUUUUCUCAUGUAUUUUGAAUUAGUGCAGUACCUCACACUGGCUCAAUUCAGACCUCACACCAGAGAAACACAGAUGCAAUCCAUAAUUUAGACCUGCUUGUGCUCACCUAUGGUUUGAUCACCUAUGGUUUCCUUUUACUUUAUUAUAUUUUUAUCUCACUCUUCCAAGAUACUCACAGUUGCUUCACUUACUCUUCUCUUCCUUAGCUCUGUGCUCUUGUUUAUGUGGCGCAACAGCCUUAAGAGGUAGACUAACUGCCAUGCCUAUGGUUUGUCAAUUUGUACAGAAACUUGUUCAAACCAUGGCCUUAGACUGAUUUGCUGACUGGCUUUCAGACCAUGAGAUGUCAGAUCAGAUGCCAUGAUAAAUCGUAGCUAAGCUUCCUUAACUGUGGUUUGAUGUUGGAUAUCGAUUGCAGGAUCAUUUUGUCGUUCUUUUUUGGUUUUUACAAGGGUGAGUUCCUCAAGAGUUGUGCUAGUAACAGCCCGUGGAACAAAGGACUGUACAGUAGAUGCUAAAUCCUUCAAAGCACUCUUCUGCUAUUUACUUAGGAAAUGCGUGAUAAAACAUGAGUCUGGCUUCUUAAAAAACAUGUAAUUUUAAUAUUAGCUAAUGGGAUGGAUAAAUAAACUCCCUAUGUCUAUAAAAUAACUGCCCUCCAGUUAUUCUGCUUGAAGGGUAGCACUGUAAAGUUUGUUUAUUCACCUAUAAAAGUUGAUCCAAUAGCAAGAGCCUAUUAACUCUUCUUUUGGAUUAAAACUGUCAAAAAUGAGCUGACAUUAGGGAAUACUGGAUUUUUUAAAAAAUGACAAAAAUGUUUAAACAGAAAUUUUAAAAAUUAAACUUUGUAUUUCCUAGCUUGGUAACAACUUGUCAUCCAUUUCCUAAUCUCAAGCAUGCUUUAAUCUCAAUAGAAGCUUAAUAACUGCAUCUAAAUAUUAAGUACUGGUCAUGCACAAAAAUCUUAAUAUAUUUCAACUUUUCAUAUGUAGAAUUACCUGACAGUUUGCAAAGAUGUUAUAGCUGUUGGCCUUGGUGAUUCAGAAUUUCAAGCACACCUUUUGAACUUGACCAUUGUCAUCAUACACACAGGUAUGUUUCUGGCUAAUUAACACUGCCUUUUAUUUUGUGUGGUUAAGAUUGUUUGGCCCAUAAGCCUUUAAAACAUGACAAGGAUUCCACAUUUCCAAAAUUAAAAUUUGUGAAACUCUGUACUUUAAACGUUGUGUAGGCACAUUCAUACACAGACACACACACCAAUAUGCAAGGUAAACAUACAAAGUAGAUCCCAGAGAAGAGAAAAUUAGCAACAUUGGAAAAAGCAUAUAUUGUGUAAUAAAAUACAUAUUUAUAAGGGUUGCAUCCGAUGCCAUCUGUGGGCAAGUAGAACUUUACCUUCCUCUCCUCUUCCAUGCAACCCUCACAAUCUUCUUUGGGGUGCUGCAAGAGGAAGGAGAGAAGUCCAAUUCAUAUAGUGGGGCUUCACAUCAUGAAGUUUGCUUGUACAAUACUGGAUUCUGUCCAAAUGGUAUAAAUUGUAGUAAGCUAAUGACAAUGUUGAUACAAGUAGGUUUCUGUAUGCAGUAAUAACAAAUAAGUUAUAUAAUGACUGUGCAAUUCAGCUGUUGAUACUAAAAUGAAUUUUAUAAAUGCUGUUAGUUCUAGAAAGUACUAGUUCCAGAGGUGAGCCUGAACUGCAUAUUGUGCAAGCAGUUAGAUAGCAGUGACAUGUCUCUGAUGCAGAGAACAAAGCAAAUCCAGCACAGACACUAAAAUCACAGUUCAAUGAUUACCCUACAGGAUAUACCUAGUAAGAUGUUGCUCUUUUAACUACUUCACCAAAAUACCUCCUUUUCUGAGUGCAUUAAUUGGAUAGUAAAGCCAUAGAGCCAAAACAAUUCCUCUCCUGUAUUAGAAAUGAGGGUCCUUUUUCAGUCUGAAAGCCGCAUUGCCUUCUGGACGGCCUUCCAUGGACCACGGGUCAGUGGUAGGCAGAGCAACAAAUGUCAAUUUUACCUUUGGUACAGUAGGCUAGUUUCUACACCCACUCACAUGCCCCUCUCUAAGCGAGAGCUUUUAUGUGAGUUCAUGGACACUUUUCAGUUGGGCAAAAAUGCUUGGCCAGGCCACUGAGGACAUAUGGCCUAGGGAGACAGAUUCUGAGUGCCAGAGAUGAGGCUUGGAGAGCCACAGUCAUUCUCCCACCCUGAGGCUCCUCGCUUCUGUCCUUUAUGAUGUCCACAGUGUCUAUGCAGCAGCCUCCACUCUGUUGAUGCACAUAAUUGGCAGCUUCACUAUAUGCUCUUCUGAAUAUAUCAUUAAGUUGACACUUGGGCAGCCCUUUGUUUCAGGCUAAGAAAGCCUAUUCUUGAGUAGACUGGCUGCCUUUGUUUCUGGAUGAAUAGGCAUUCUGUGUGCACAUUUGCAAGAAACCAGGUAGGACACAUGGCAUCCAUGGCAUGGGUGGAAAGAGACAUGAUCGGGAUAUAGGUCAAAUCCUGUUUUGCUACCUUGCAGAAAAAGUGUGUGCACAGGGUACUGUAACUUCAUAAAGGAGCUAAACUGGUGAGGAAUGCCUGUAACAUUGAUGUGGUUUAGUGGUUAGAGCGUCUGAGUAGGACCUAGGAAGCCAAGGUUCAAAUACCCACUCAGCCAUAGAAUCGUAGAAUUGUAGAGUUGGAAGGGCCAUCUAGUCCAACCCCUUGCAAUGCAGAAAUUCUGCCCACAGUUGUCCCUGGAUGGGCUCAAACCACCAACCUUCUGGUUAACAGCCAGAUACACUGACUCAUUGUGCCACAGGCUCCCUGGAUACCAUGAAGCUUUCUGGGUGACCUUGGGCCAGUUACUGCCUCUCAGCCUAACAUAGUAUCUCACAGGGUUGUUGUAGGGAUUAAAUGGGAGAAGGGCAGAACCAUGUACCCCACUUUGAGUGCCUUGGAGAAAAAGGUGUGAGAUAUACAUGCAGUAAAUUAAUUAAAUCAAUAAAUAUUGUAAGAUCAUAGGAUCAAUAACCUCCAGGAAUUAAUUGGCCAUUAGACAGACAGACAGACAGUUAUAUGGGGUGGCAUAGCUUAAAAUCUGAAUUCUGAUAGUUAAUUUGGUUUUUCUUUGCUUAGACAGAGGCUAUGUCUGCAUUCCAAUGAUACUUGGUAUCCUGAGAGAGAUGGUUGAAGCUUCUUUAGCCCAUAAUACUGAUAGCAGUGACUGGGAAGAGCUUCUUGACAAUGUUCAGAAGAUGUUCCAGAAGAUUCUAGAAUGUAUGGCACUGAGACUCAGAAGACAGCGUGAAGAAGGAAUCCAGGUAUUUGUUGCAUAUGAAGUUGGCCAGCUUGUUUCUUGCCAAUUGAAUGACUUAUUCUAUCUACAAUUAUUGGGGAGUGAAACCUUUAAGGUGAUGUGAACACUUUUCCGUUUGGCAAUCACGGCUGUAUUGGCCAGGCAUGGCUGUUGCUCACGAAAGAGUAUAGAUACCGUAACUUGGGAGAAUAGCCUCCAAAGAAAUAUAGGGGUAUUGAUUUUUCUCUAUAGCAAGGAGAUGUGUGUCCCUUUGAUGCCUACUUUUAUUCUUAAACCAAAUUUUUAAGAAAGUCAAUGAAAGGCAAGAGGUCAUUGCAAAUAAAAAGAAACAGAGAAACACACCAGUUAAAAGGAAGAAGUAACAGUAUAUAUUUUAUAUAUGCCAACAAUCUGCCCAGACAAGCAAAAUUACUGCUUGAUGAAGGGACAAAGUGGUCAUUAGUUUUCAUAGCAGGCUUUUCAAUAGCUUUCAUAAACAUUAGUGCCAUGAUUUCUCGCCUGUGUCUCUGAUGAAGGGCUUGCCUGAAAUUCAGUGCUGGUACAAGUGUGAAAGGAUGAUGGACUAGCUUAAGUAGUGUCUUCAAGCUUUGCAUGCCACUAUUCCGAAGCUGUUUCCUUAUAGCAACCUUGCCAGAAAUGUGUUACCUCCACUUUGACUGUUACUUGACUCCUAUAUUUCCAUUUCGUAGUGAGGUUGUUUAAUCCCUUUGUCAGCAUUAAUUCUUAGUUUCAGUUUCAUAAGGAUUCAUGACCCUGUUUCUUCUUGAGCCUUUUAACACUCUUUAUAUUGGAAAAAUAAUUCUGCACAGACUAUUGGAACUGGGCUGUUGAUCACGAUUUGGGUUGUUUCUAAGCAGCAAAGAAUUGGAGCACGUUAAUUAAUUUUACUAUUCUAAGAUUUGUGUCAUAGUACCAACAUGGGAAAGUGCAUGUACUUACUUCCAUCCUCCACUUUCUGAAACAAUCUAGUGAUGCUACACUGCUUGCAUGGGCUGGCUGGAACUGGGUGCGAGACUUGUUCCCUCUUCCACAUGAAAGUAGGCAGUUCACCUUCAAUGCUCUUUGUAGACUGCUGUUACUGGGUACAUGUUUUUAAGCUGCUGUGACUUUCAUGAAGAUUUUCUCUGCUCUGAGUUCUGCAGCUAUGCCCAAAUGAUUAAACUCCUGAAAACAGACUCAUAACUCUUGUUCUCUCUGAAAGUGUUAUCCUUGAGAAAUCUAAAUCUGUUUAUUCAAAGGGCUGUUUAUGACUUCUAAAGCCUGACUUCCAAAGCUCAGGCCCAGGACCACAUUCUGCCAUGCAAACCCGAUAGCGUUCUGACACCUUCAGGGGAGGCCCUUCUCUUGAUCCUGCCACCCUUACAGGGAUGUUUGGAAGUGGCUGCUCUCAGACUCUGGAACUCCCAUCCUAGAGAAGCUAGACUGACUCUCUUGUUCUUCUGGCAAGUUCCAACAUUUCCAAGUUCCAAGACUGUUUUAUUCCAACAGGCUUUUAAAUAGUGAUGUGCUUUUUUUACUAUCUGCAUUUUAAUUACAUUUUAACUACUGUAUUACCUUUUGUAUGUUUUUAGUCUUCUGUAUUUUAUUUGUAUUUUAAAUUGUGUACACUGUCUUUUGUGUUCCAGUCUGGGAAAUAUGCGGAUAUAAAUAAACAUAAUUAUAAUAUAAUAUAAAACUAUUUUUUAUUUGUUCUAGUUCAUUCAUUCUGUUCAGGAGCCUCUUCGAGAAUUUGUACAUGUGGUUCAGUGUUGUGCUUUGACUUGUCCAGCUGUUCACCAUGGAGUCCUUUCUUCUCUGCUUGCUGCAACAGUAGUCGAGACAGGCUACACCUUGCAACACAAGGUACAAGGCUUUGUUUUGCUUUCUUUCUAAAAAUGCUCUGUAAGCAUGAAGGGAAAGGGAGGUAUCAAGUGAUCAUGCACAGGUUUAUUAGUGAAUUGGUGCUGAGAUAUAUUUUUUGUACUAACUUGUAUACUCAGUGUAUUUUAUAAAAAGAAUGUCACCAUAAAUCCAAGAUCUUAUUCUUGUGAAUAUAAAUUGCUUGCUGUUGCACUUUUUAUUACAACUAUAAAACUGCAGUUCAUUUUUAUUGUCUAAUAACCUUACCAUAAAUUUAUUAUUGUUGGAGAAACUGGCUUGUCUUCAGUUUUUGGAAGAGUUUAGAUAUAACGACAAAAAUCCAGUGCCAGUUAACAAACUACCUUUCAUUUAUCUUGAAUAAUGCUACUCCCCCCCCCCAUCUUAUAGACAGUUGAUGGUCUAGAGUGGUGACUAAUCUGUGACCCUCCAGAUGUUGUAGCUUGCAUCAGCCAUUAGAGUCAGGAAUUAUGGGAGCUAUAGUCCAAACUAAUGUAGAGUGUACCACAGGGUUAGCUACUGCUACUAUGAAGCAUGCUAGGAGUAUCUGUUUUCCAUGGACUCUGCUUCCUAAGAGCCUUUAAAAUAUGUUCAAGCCCACAUGUGUUCAUUUCCACUCAGAAAAGCUGGAUAGAUUGUUCGGGGAUGAGGGGGACUUCUAACAAGCAUUGAUUCUACCUGAACUGAAAAUGUGAGUUCUGAGUGGCUCUGCCCACCUUGACCAAUACCUAAAACAAGAAGUAUAAAGGUGGCAGCAGCAGUGAUGGGAAGAAAAGGAGAGAGUGGUGUGGAAUACUUUCCAGACUUGCAGCUGCUGUCUGCUGUAAGUGGGGAACCACCACUGGUCUACAUGUCAAAGAUUUUGGCCUCAAGGUUAUUAGAAAUGCUUCAUGUCUCACUAUCAUUCUUAUGGGAAUUGAAAUUCAGCCUGAAGGGUCUCAUGGCAGUAAUCCGUCACGCAAAAUUACAGUGAGCAAAAUGUAGAAUGUUCUGCAAAACUGAAAGGCUAAAGGAAUGCUUGGUCCCUAUUAUUACUUCAAUGCUGUCAGUGACCUUUUGUAAGGUGAGACAUGGGGACCAGUACCUUCCCUCCUGGUUCUUUGCUAACAACCAUGAAAGAAGCAUUUUAAACUGUAUCUUCUGAUUAGCUUUUGCCGUCUGUUGCUCUGUGCUUCCCCCUCAGAAGAAAGAAAUGAGACAUAGGCUGCACCAGAAAUCUUAAAGCUAUCACAGUUAGCUUCUUGGAUGAGGAGCACAGCUGCUGAAUUUCUGUCUUUGUUUCUUAGAAUAAUGUUUUAUUGGGGUUUUUUUGUUUGCAUUUGUUUUUAUUAUACAGACUUACGUUUUCUGUGUUGUGUUUUUGUAUACCACUUAGAUAUUUUUUAGCAGCUCAAAAUUAUCUGAAAUAAAUGUCUUGCCAGACAUAUACUGGGGGGGGGGGAUGGUCAUCCACCUUGCUCUCUUUUGUGCAAGAAAUCCUGACAAUUACCAUUCCCUUUGGUGUGGACCCCAGUCAGGGAGCCCAGCCAGGGUAUAUACCAAGCCUCAGCUCUGCUGUGACAUGUUUACUGGUAUUAGGUCCAGUGUCUCAAGGACCUAUGAAAAACCAAGGCUUUGGGGAAAUAUGCCAAGGGGUGUUCAGGCAGUUUUCAAGCAUACAAAGGACACUACCUAAGCAAAUUAUUUGGGCACCAGUAGAGUGAAGGCUGAUUCUAGAAACAUCACAUCUAGUCCAGCUGUCUGUUCAGAUCUGCACAAUUUGUUUUCAUUUCAUUUUCAUAGAAAUAAUACAUUAUUAUUAGUAGUAGUAUUUUCAUGGAUGAGCUCAGAGUGGCUAAUGAAUUGUAUGGCUUCCAAGUUGCCUCCUAUCUAGGCAGCUUACAGGCCAGAUCUCAGCUCCAUACAAGCUGUCAUGUGAUUUCAUACCGUUCUCCAGGCCCUAGCCUAAAGUCCCCAAGAAAAGGCAGCUUCAUUGUUGUUAAGUUGCAGAUCUGUGAGGACACGAGCCAAAUAAUAAUAAUGUAGCUGCAUUAAUGAUGAGUGCUAGAAAAGCUCUAAAUCAAUUACACACUCCUAUGCAUACUUUUUUCCUCACUUAAUCAUUGUUCAUUCAAAUGUGGAAUUCACUCAACCGAACGGCAAAAGCGUGCUUGGAAGAGUCACACUUUAGUAAGGGCGGUGUCAAGGACACAGAGCUGAAGGACUUGGUAAUGGUACUUUGAAUGAGAUUUUCAAGUGAUAGCUGCCAGUUCAGACCUCAAGCUGGUCAGUGGACACCCCCCCCAUUCCUACCCAAUGAGAGAGCACUAUGCCAUCUGUUCCCCGUUAGUUAUGACCCCUAAAUUUACUAUUAAGCCACUGUCAACCUUCACACUGCUCUAAAUGCCAGCAGGUGCAACAGACCUUUCAGAGCUUAGUGUGCAUUCCCCUAUCAAAGCCACAACAAUUGCUAAUGUAUGGUUUGAGAUAAUGUCAUGUAGCAAGUACUGCUUUUGUCAAGGGGAUGGCAGUUUCCAAAGCCAAUUCUCAUGACCUUUCAUUCACUCAUAAAAUGGAUUGGCUUCCUAAUCCUUAGAAAAACUGCACUUUUGUUAUUAGGUGGUAUUCUGCAUGCACAUGUUCCACUGUAUAAUUUUUUUUUUUCUAAAUAAGAUCUCCAGUACACAUUCUAGGACUACUCAUGGCAAGGGGCUGAGCAAGAAGUGGCUGGCUCUAUGCUUUGCCUCAAUAAUGGUAUCAAGUAACGAGACAAUAGGAGCUGAAUGCUCCUUCCGCCUGUCAGCUUUCCUUUUUUAAAAUCCUAAUUGUAGACAUCUAGUAAUUCUUUUUCUGGCUGUUCCGGUUCUGGUUGAAUAUUACAUAAACUUAAAGUAUCAAAAUUCUUUGCCUGCUGUGUAUUCACUUCCAGUUUGCCUGAAUAGAGUCUCUUUGGGUUUCUUCCACUUUAGGCGUCCACUCCAGAAGAGCUGACUCCACCUAAGUCUUUUUCAGACCUCCCCCCACUAUCAAGUAUUUUGAUGGCAAUAGUGAACAAGUCAGCAAAUGUGGUCAGGUAAGUUCUUUCUAUCCCCACCCUCCCAAAUGUAUGCAGCAAAGCAGAUAGCCCCAUUUCUUCUUGCAUCACUGCUUGUACUCCUGCCUACAUUGCGGAGGAGCAAGUGUACCUUCUUCCCCUGUACCAUGCAGUUGAACCCUUGAGUGUGAUGUGGGCUGCUGAUGGCAGUGCUUUACAUGAGCGUGCGAAAGAGAGAGCUGAUGGGGUAAGUAUGAAUUGGAGCCAAGCUUUAAUUCCUUGUAGAUACAAAGGCAGUUAAUAUCCACUGGCAGAUCUCCAUGUCUUAUCAGCCAACUUUUAUGCUAGGCUUUUUGUUUCUUUCUUCCUUUAUUUUACAAAUUGGUAAGAGCUCCUUCAGACCUAUACUUUAUACUGGCAGCCUGAAUGCAUUUAGUUAUACUUUCUUUUUUAUUGGAACCUUAAUUUAGCACUAGUAUGUUGAAGACUAGUUUUACCACUCUUCAAACAUAAUACAAACAGAGCUAUUUUAGGCCUGCAAUGUUGAUCCACCCUACAUUUAAAAAAAAUAAUUAAAAAAAUCCAGGAAAAUGGGUUCUACUUUAAAUAUACAUAUUUGGUCAUCACUACUCGGAAUACAUGCAGUUGCCCACAUCAAAAUGCACCGUAGAUUGCCACUAUGGGGCCCCCAACCCCAGGCAAUUGGACUGUGUUCCUUGGCUUAGUUUGACAGCUGUAUCAGAGAGAGGAAAGAAGACCCCACCUCCUUAGAACUCUCCUCCCCCACAUGGUGGUCUCUGCCUUGGCAGUAAGUGACAAGCUGUUCUCCAGUCAGUGCCUUUAUCUUGAAGCAAGCUACUGUUAUUCCCACUCCACCCCAUCCCGGGCUUUAAGCUAUCUAGUUGAAGCCUAUUCUACUAUGCAUUUCCUUGAACAAAAUGGAUGAACAAAGACUCUUCCAAGCUGCUUCAGUUUCUCAAGUACUGUAUAUGUAUUGGAGCAGAAUGACGGACAGUCAGUUUUAAGACUACUCACCAAAGAAAUUUGCAAAAAUUAAGGUUCUCCCUCUAAAAUGACAUGCCCUAGUCUGUUAUACUUGAUUUAACCUGGAAAUCUAUUUACUAAGAACCUGUUUAAUUAUUCAUGUACUUACUUCUAUUCAUAUACUGUACUUAUUUCUGUAUUUGACAACAUUAAUCUAAAAAACACAGUUUUAGAGCUCAUAUUGAACUGUUCAGUUUCCAGGGAUCAGGAACUUGUUGCAUUUGAAACUACCAUUUUUGCCACAUACAGUCCUUGAAUCUAAAAUCAAUCUAUCUUGUAACCAUUGCUGCUGAAACCAUACUUUGUCAUCAGUUUAGCUUGGGGUUGAAAUGCACUUCCUUUCUCAUGAGAACUAUUUCCUAGUAAGAAAAGUGUGAGUGUGUAUUGGGUGGCAGUGGUGCGUUACUCCUAGAAGACUGAAUAUUUUGCCAUUUUCACUUUCAAAUGCAACAUGAGAAGCUGAAUAUGAUUGUACUUGGUUUCCCUCACCAGAUAGGGUGUAGUUCACAGGCAGUUUUGUAUAAGACGCGAGUUGCUGAAUUAUACAAAGGAUGUUGUCAUCUUUACUUAUGUUUACAUCACAGUGGGUUACAUCUAGAAGGAUUUUCCCUCUAACUAUAUGUAUGACUAUUUAGUUCUACUAGGUUGGUGACUUUGUUUCUAAAUGCUUGUGCAUUUUAAGAAAAUUGUCAGGAAUUGUACAUUUGGUAGCAGUGGGAGAGCUCAGUAGGUAGAGCAUGAGACUCUUAAUCUCAGAGUCGAGAGUUCACGUUGGGCAAAAAGAUCCCUGCACUGCAGGGGGUUGGACUAGUCGAUCCUCAUGGCCCCUUCCAACUCGAGAAUUCUAUUAUUGUAAUGCUAAGAAUGGAGAUGCGGUGUUUUGUCCUAUUUGCCCACCUCCUCACCCAGAUACACUGGAACGGAGGGAGUUAACUUGGAAAGGGAUUAGGGCUAUGGUCCGCCUAGAGAGGCUGCAGUGGAAAGUUUGAGGUAGGAGGGAGGGGAAAAAACUGGGCUGAAGGUGGAGAAAGGAAGUAGCUGUUCUGAGGUUCCUGGGGAGGGCGAAGUGACAGCAUUGGAUUUGGUAACAGUACCUUGAAGUUUUUAAGAGUUUUGCACAGGAUCUUAAACCUAAGAACUCUGAAAGCUAUUGUUUUUCCCCCUCUUUACUUGUAUAUUUAAUGCAUAUUCCGUUCAUUCUUAGAUCUUUUCUAAAGGAGUUAACAGAGUCCAUUGAGUCUGAAGAAAUUGAAGGGAUUGUCAGCAUUGCAGCAACUGUGUACAUUGUUGCUUUAAUUAAAGGUGAGUAAAAACAAAACUUUGAAAUCACUGAAAGCUGCACAAGUUUAAUUCCGAUUUUUGGACUCCCGAAUUGCUUUUGACAACCCCUCAUCAAAGACUUUAGAAUAAGCUUGCUAGUUAAAGCUUUCUAGUAAAAGAUCAAGAAGCAGGCAUUGGAAGUAAACUGGUUCACCUAAGAGAGGGAGAUAAGUAUGACUCUCCUAAGGAUCUGUAUAGGGACCAAGGCCACUUAACUUGUUAAAAAUGAUUUGAAGUUGAGAGAGCAGGGAAGUAACCAAGUUUGCAGAUGAUGUCAAAUUAUCCGAGAUGUUGGAAAUACAAGCAGACUGUGAAAUGGUACAAGGGAAUCUCUGCAAGCUAGCUUGAAUAGGUGUUAAAAUGGAGAAUGAGGUUUAACAACUGUAAAUGUUGAGUGAUUCAUAUUGGGGUAAAAAUCCUAACUGUGACUAACCAGAAGAGAGAGCUCGAGGUCAUAGAUAGCUGAAUGAAAGCAUGAACUCUGAGUGUGUUGCGGGGGGAGGGUAGUUAAAGGGCCAAUUCUGUGCUAGAAAUUAUUGGAGAAGGGGUAAAAAACCAAAUUGCUAGCAUUUUCCCGAAUAGGUUUCUUUUGGGCGGCAAAGAUCUAACACUUACUGAAAACUUCAGAUUCUGUAUAAAUGCAAAUACCUUGUAGUAUUUAUUUUUCACAAAAUGCUAUUUGAUUUCCAGAACAAAUUAUUGCCUCUGUUCAAAAAGGCAAUUGAAUUCAUGGCUAGCUUGAAAGGAUUCUUUUAGUGCAGCCAUGAUUAGUGGAUUUACUUUUACACCUUAGGGGAAUGUUUCUGUUCCCUUUUCUGUUCUACCUAUUUCUGUUUCUCAGUAAGGCUCACUAGUUUUCAUAAUCAUGUUUUUCAGCAGGUAAGCAUAGGCCAUCAUACAUAAAGGAUAUAGCAUCUGCCCUUCAGAGGAAGUUAACAUCAUACAGCGAGAUUAUCGAGGAAGAUGGUAGCAGCAUGGAAAGGUAAACCUUUGGUGGAAUGUUUACGUUCUGCAAUGUAGAAAAGAUAUAUACUAGUGCUGGUGUGUAAUGCAUUCUUUUAUUUGCAAAAAUAUUGAUAUACCACUAUUCAUUAAAAAUAUCAGAACACCUGCAAUAAUAGUACAUAAAACCAUAUGAAGCAGUCUGGUCUUAAGCAGUUUAGAUUUUAUCUUCUCAUUGGCCUUAUGUAUCAUGAUAGAAUUGCAAAGUUAGAAGGGACCACGAGGGUCAUCUAGUCCAGCCCUCUGCAUUGCACGAAUCGUUUUGCACAAUGUGGGGCUUGAACAGAUAACCCUAAGAUUCACAAUCUCGUGCUCUCCCGACUGAGCUAUCUUGUUGAGUAAUAAGUUAUUUGAGGCCCACACGGAGCAUGGAAAGAAAGAAAGAAAUGCAUUUCAGUUUUUUCUUGCAAUUUUAAAGGGGUUUUUUUUGUUUAGUUUUUGAACAACACAUGCAGCUAUAUGUUAGCAGCAAAGCUUCUGCUUUUCUCCAUACUUCAUGUAUAUUGAACUUAUUAGGUCAUGCAAGAUGAGAUCAAAUACAAUAGAAGGCAUCAGUGGUUUUUGAUUCAGUGAUCAGUAUGUUAUUUAAUUCUUUAAAAGAUUCCAGCUAAUGCCAUUUGCAAAUGGAUACUCUUAGCCACGUCUCUCCGUGUUAAUAAACAAACAAUGUUCUUAAUACUUGGAGCUAGCUAAUAAAGACUUUGAGUACUUUACCCCCAGGAUCUUUCUCAUUGUGAGAAUGCAUCAAAUUUCUAAAAUCUUAGGAAUCCAUCAAAGGUAACAUGGCUUGUUUCCGUUAGCAUCUUGUGCAGGUUUCUUUCUUAAUACAGUGUACACAACAGUGUGGAAUGGGGAUAUGAGACGGAGUACUUUUGUUUGAAGCUCAAUGCUCUCCCAAUAAGCUCUUCGGUACAAGAAACCUUAUACGUAGCUGCAUAGGAAGAUCACCAGGAUGGGGCCUUGACUAGGAGAUAUAAAUCUAAUCAGUACAAAACCCAGUUCAUAGUGCUGUGAAGCAAUUAAUUUUAAUCUGACAUCCAUACUUUUGCAUAAGAGUAUCAGAAAUGUCAUAGUAAGCAGAUGUUUUAGUUAAUGGAAAACUCUUCAUUUGCCAGUCAUUUGUGUAACUUACACAGCUGCUCCCUGCUCUUGUUUUCAGAACCCUCUAUGAAACGGCUCUGCGUGUUUUGGAUGAAAUAUUAAGUCCUUGA